CUUCUCUGGCUCCUGUCUCUUUCAAGAAGAUGGUGGAACUCAGAAGGUUCAAAAGAAUCUUUCCAAGCACACUGCUACUGGUAACAUUACUCCUGCUCUUCUCUCUAGUCCUUCUUUUACUGAGUAGCAGUGUCAAUACAAUAAAGACAGGGCUAGAUGGAGAGAAAAGAGAAGAAGAAAGACUUGUAUCAUCUCAUAAGAAAGAGAGAGACUCUUUCAAUAAGAGGAGACUAAAAGAAACAGUUUCCCCAGCAUUAGAAGUAGAGAAGAUAAAGAAGCUCUCACUUCAUAGCAGUCUUGACCAGCUGCCUUCUCCUCCGGUAAAAAGAGAGCCACGGGGCUAUGUCAUAAUACAAUCCCUGUCCUCACCUUCUCUCUCCUCCUCCCUCUCUCAUCUCCUCAUCCUCCAGUGCUGGGCAAAGAGGCUACAACUAGACCUUGUGGAACCAGCCAUAUCGAUCAACUCGCUUACCACUGCAUUCCCAAGACAACCAAAUGACCCCAACUCCCUCUCGCUGGAUACAGUGUACGACCCAAGCUCUUGGGACAACCUCUAUGAGAGACGUGGGACACUGACACCAUUCGUGGGAAUCGGAGAAGUGGAAGUGGAGGAAGUAAGAGAAGUACUAGUAGUGGACGUAAAGGAGGUCUAUAACUAUCAGAAAAAUGCUAUGGAUAGCACACCAGGCUGCAUGAACGACUCUUCUGCCUACAGGUCCGACCUACACUUGAAUUUCGGACUUAGCGUUACUCAAGAAAUCUGUCUCGGGAGUUUGGCUUAUUCCAUCAAAGACAUGCUCAAUACGGUCGAAGACUUUGUCGAAUUCCUUCAAAAGCAGUCAGGAACCCAUCAACUGGACAAAAAAACCGUGGUACUAUUUCGAAAUUUGGAUAUCAGUCCUUCAAUGCCUGCUAGUGACCCCGCCCAUACGUGUGAAAAUAUCGGGAGACUAGUACAUAAAAUACGACCGAGUAAAAGCAUAAUGAAUGAUGCAAGUAGUUACACUAAUAAAGUAGGCGGGGCCAGAACGGCAAUCAUACUCACACAAGACGUUCAAUCCUCCUUGGGCAUUGAUGCCUGCUAUGAGCGUAUUUUAACUCGGUUCCAUUCGUCGAUAAAAAAUAAAAAUGCUUCGAGCCCUUACCUAGUGAUGAGCGGCCACAAAAGCAAGGAGGUCGAAGGAAAAAUAUCAUUUAAGAUGUUCUUUAGGGCGCUGUAUGGGAGCAAGAUCACACCUUCAUCUUGGAGGAAGAAAGUCCUGCUACAAUUCGCUAGUAUCAAGCACGAUGGAUAUGUGAGCGUGCUAAAUCAAAUCAUAGCAUCGGAAUCAAGGUGUUUGAUACUAACGUCGCCCGGUGACACUGAUGUGUACGCAAACGUGGUUGAACGAUGGUACAAGGAGAGGGACACUGGUGAAGAGAAAUGCAUAGAAAUAGUGGAAGAGUGUUUCGGUGGCGAAGAGUAAACAAAGCUAAGCAUACAACACUACAAUUGUGAUAUAAUGUAUUUAUUCUUCUUACACACAUACACAUGCGCAUCAUGCAAGCAUACAUUUGAACUCUGAUUCCAUAACCAAAGACAGUCAAUUACAACAUA
Messenger RNA from Amphimedon queenslandica, 1597 nucleotides. RefSeq lists its product as uncharacterized. Bases 30 to 1466 code for a protein of 478 amino acids. The transcript is spliced from 2 exons. NCBI's taxonomy places the organism in Eukaryota, Metazoa, Porifera, Demospongiae, Haplosclerida, Niphatidae. The record is from RefSeq and is a predicted model, not a curated record.